Molecule: messenger RNA, 1143 nt
Organism: Dovyalis caffra
Lineage: Eukaryota; Viridiplantae; Streptophyta; Magnoliopsida; Malpighiales; Salicaceae
Source: the annotation of a GenBank genome assembly
AUGGAAGGUGAUCCAUCUAGCAAGACGAGGUGUGGUGAUAUCCCAUCAUCACCUGUUCCAAACAGCACACAUUCGCAAUUCGCGGAAGAUUUUAGCUCCUACGAGGAUGCUUGUAAGCAAGAUCCAUGCUUGCAAUCCUUCGAUGCCAGCCUCCAGGAAAAGACUAACAAAGUCAUAAACUCACUUGGCACUGCUAAUCUUCACCUGGGAUCAUUAAGCUCUUUUAAAGUGGUCACAAAUUGCCUACUUGAAGUGAACCAAGAUGUGGUUAAAUUCAUACUAGAAAGCAAAGAAGAUAUCUGGAAUAAUCCAGAACUGUUUGCUUUGGUUGAUGAAUACUUCAAGAGUAGUAUCGAAACUAUGGAGUUUUGCACUGAACUAGAAAGUUGUGUUACAAACGCUCGAACUAGCCAGAUGAUUAUAAGGGCUGCCAUUGAUCAUUUUGAGAAGGAAGUUGAAUUGCAAGAAGGAGUGAGUGAGAAGAAGUGCGUAAAGACAUUAGAAGAACUACAGAAGUUUAUGGUAUCAGGGAAUCCAUUUACCCCGAACUUCUUUUUGCUGUUUCAAUCUGUGUAUGAGCAACAGGUCUCCAUGUUGAAGAAAUUGCAAUUUCAUAAGAGGAAGCUUGAUAAGAAACUGAAAUCCAUGACGGUAUGGAGGAGAGUUUCGAAUGUUUUGUUUGCAUCUCUUUUUGUCACCGUGAUGAUUUUCGCGGUGGUAGGAGCUGCGAUUACUGCUCCACCUGUUGUAACUGCUUUGACCGCCGCGCUGGCCGAUCCAAUGGCCUCCGUGGGAAGAUGGUGUAACUUGCUUUGGCGUCGGUACGAGAAUGCAUUGAAGGCGCAGAAGGUGUUGGUGAACGCAUUUCAGGUUGGAACUUUCAUUACAAUCAAGGACAUGGAGAGUAUACGGAUCCUUGUCAGCAAAUUGGAAAUGGAAAUCAAGUCCCUUUUGCAAAAUGCUGACUUUGCUAUCAGAGAAGAAGAUGUCGUGAAACUCGCAAUAGAUGAGAUCAAGAAGAAGAUGGCGGUGUUCAUGGAAACCUUAGAGGAUGUAGCUGCCCAUGCUCAUAGGUGUAGCCGUGACAUCUUGGUAGGAAGGAUUAUGAUUUCCCAGAGGAUAAUCGAACUAGCUGACCAGUGA